UCAAACACGUUGUGCCCAACGGCGCCUCGGCAGCACAAACCAGCAGCUCGGCGGCACCAUGCUGACGAAUCUUCUUUAUCUGUUUUGUUUUUAAGCUUUUAUAAAGUGGUGCAAUGGAAAAAAGCCGCAGAAACGACGAGGACUUCAGCUAUGUCAGUCCGGUCGUUAAAUAUCUGCUCUUCUUGUUUAACUUCAUAUUUUGGAUCAUCUCCCUGGUGAUGGUGUCCAUUGGUGUGUAUGCACGUGUGGUGAAAAAUGCAGAGGCAGCUCUGGCAUGUCUGUCAGUGGACCCUUCUGUCAUACUGAUGGUCGUCGGGGUCCUCAUGUUCUUCAUCACCUUCUGCGGCUGCGUGGGCUCUCUGAGAGAAAACAUCUGCCUCCUGCAGACGUUUUGUAUCUGUCUGGUAGUCAUCUUCCUCCUCCAGCUUGCUGCUGGUGUCCUGGGCUUCAUUUUCUCUGAUAAGGCACGAAGUAAAGUAACCGAAAUGAUCAACAGCGCCAUUGUCCAUUACAGAGAAGAUAUCGAUCUGCAAAACCUAAUUGACUUUGGUCAGCGAGAGUUUGGCUGCUGUGGCGGUGUGGCGUACCUGGACUGGUCCAACAACAUGUAUUUCAACUGCACGCCGACCAACCCGAGCAGAGAACGUUGUUCGGUCCCCUUCUCCUGCUGCAUAAUUUUCAAGACCGAGGCAGUUAUCAACACUAAGUGUGGCCAGGACAUGCAAAAUAUGGACUACGUGCAAGCCGGAGACUACAUCCACACCAACGGCUGCAUAGACAAAGUGGUUAACUGGAUCCACAGUAACCUGUUCCUGCUGGGAGGCAUCGCUGUGGGAUUGGCCAUACCACAGCUGGUUGGGAUCCUCCUCUCUCAGAUCCUGAUCAAUCAGAUCAAAGACCAGAUUGAACUCCAGAACUACAACCUGAGGCACCAGUCUGAUCCAUGGAGCUGACCCCAGGGGGAUCUGACCAAAUCAAAGAAAGUGACAGCAACUCCAACAGGAGUUCAUCAGCCCUUCCCUUUAAAGACAAAAAAAAAAAAAAGUUCCCAAGACUCUGCUGCCCCCUGCUGGAUUUAAACAAAGUUUAUUUUUGCAGAUAGAAUU
Thalassophryne amazonica is the source of this 1106-nucleotide messenger RNA. It is a transcript of the gene tspan33a, whose product is annotated as tetraspanin 33a. Bases 114 to 953 code for a protein of 279 amino acids. Gene Ontology annotation, cellular component: membrane. The record is from RefSeq and is a predicted model, not a curated record. The transcript has 8 exons. NCBI's taxonomy places the organism in Eukaryota, Metazoa, Chordata, Actinopteri, Batrachoidiformes, Batrachoididae.